This is a messenger RNA of Rubroshorea leprosula, 1111 nucleotides long. NCBI's taxonomy places the organism in Eukaryota, Viridiplantae, Streptophyta, Magnoliopsida, Malvales, Dipterocarpaceae. The record is from the annotation of a GenBank genome assembly.
GGACCAUUUCGUCGCUGCGUGGGCAGAAAUGAUCGGAUCAACUUUUUAGUUUCUUGUUCUUCCCGGUGUGGGUUAGGUUCUUCUAUAUAAAGGGUCUUCCCUCUUCUCUUCUCAUACCCUCUUCUCUUCUCAUACAAAAUCCAUCGACGAUUCUUCAUUCUAAUCUCUCAAUCCUUUCUCUUCGUAGAAAAUGCAGAUUUUCGUCAAAACCCUAACCGGCAAGACCAUCACUCUCGAGGUCGAGAGUUCCGAUUCAAUCGAUAAUGUUAAGGCGAAGAUCCAGGACAAGGAAGGCAUCCCUCCGGAUCAGCAGCGGCUGAUCUUCGCAGGAAAACAGCUCGAGGACGGUCGCACUCUGGCGGAUUAUAAUAUCCAGAAGGAAUCCACUCUUCACCUGGUCCUCCGUCUCCGAGGCGGAAUGCAGAUCUUCGUCAAAACCCUAACCGGGAAGACUAUCACGCUGGAGGUGGAGAGCUCCGACACAAUCGACAAUGUGAAGGCAAAGAUUCAGGACAAGGAAGGCAUCCCUCCUGACCAGCAGAGACUCAUCUUCGCCGGCAAACAGCUUGAGGACGGCCGGACUCUGGCAGAUUACAAUAUCCAAAAGGAGUCCACCCUCCACCUGGUCCUCCGUCUCCGCGGUGGUAUGCAGAUCUUCGUCAAAACACUAACCGGGAAGACAAUCACUCUGGAGGUGGAGAGCUCCGAUACAAUCGACAAUGUGAAGGCGAAGAUUCAAGACAAGGAAGGCAUCCCACCGGAUCAGCAGAGACUUAUCUUCGCCGGGAAACAGCUGGAGGACGGGCGCACUCUCGCUGAUUACAAUAUUCAGAAGGAGUCUACGCUUCAUCUUGUUCUUCGUCUUCGUGGUGGUGAGCUCUGAGAUGGAUGCCAAAUGAGUAAUCUCUGGUUAUGAUUUUAUUUUAUUUUUAUUUUUAUUUUUUAAGUAUUUGGAUUUCUAGUAAAGGAUGAUUGUUCAGAAUAAAUAAAAUUUUCAGUUACUAUUUUCUCUUCUGCUGAAUCUGUUCUUUCUUAUACUCCAAUAUCUCUGUUUCAAGAAUAUAUCCCAUCCCGAAAUCUUUUGAGCAGAUAAUCAACAAUUAUCGUGUAA